AUGUCUCCUCCAGGUGUGAGUGGAAAGUUAUUAAGACGUGUCCGGAGGGCAUGUCGUCCAUCAUUGGAUGAGCCCAAUAUUACUCUCAAUCUUGAGAUAUGCGAUCUUAUAAAUCAAAAGCAGGGUAACUUACCACGUGAGGCUGCAGUUGCGGUCGUUCGUUUGGUUAAUUCCAGGGAUCCUCAAAUUGCAGAGCUUGCAUUGACUUUGUUAGACUACUUAGUGAAGAAUUGUGGAUAUCCAAUUCACCUUCAGAUCUCUAGAAAAGAAUUUUUGAAUGAGUUAGUGAAAAGAUUCCCUGAAAGACCCCCUGCAGCAUACACAAGAAUUCAACGUUUGAUCUUGGGUGAAAUUGCUGAGUGGGUUCAGACCAUUUGUCGUACUUCGCGUUACAAGGAGGACUUGGGAUAUAUCCGUGAUAUGUAUCGGUUGUUGCGCAGUAAGGGGUAUGAUUUUCCCGCUGUGAAGUCUGAAGAUGCAGCCGUUUUAAAUCCGAGCGAUAAUUUAAAAUCGGUCGAAGAACUGAGAGAAGAAGAAAGGGUUGCUCAAAGUGCUAAAUUGCAGGAACUGAUCCGUCGUGGACGUCCUCAAGAUUUGAAAAAGGCCAAUGAGAUGAUGAAAAUUAUGUCGGGAUUUAAAGAAGAUGAUGAACUUGAGCAAACCAAAAAGAAGGUUGAGUCGGAAUUGGAGAAAGUUGGGAGAAAGGCUGAUUUGCUAAACGAAAUGCUCGAUAAUGCUACCAAUGCGGGAAAGAUAGAUUCUGGAGAUGAUACGCUGUAUGAUCUUAUUUCGGCAGUUCGUGUUGCAAGACCUAAAUUGCAGAAAAUUAUCAGCGAAGAGUCCGGAGAUGACGAUGCCGUUGCUAAGCUUCUCGCAUUGAAUGAUAAGUUGAAUGCUGUUCUUAAAAAAUCAGACUUGCUUACAGGUGGUCAUGCAGCUGAUGCAGCACAGGUGAAAGUUCCGGGUAGUUCGGAUGCGGUUGGCGACUUAAUUGAUUUUGAUGAUGACGAUGAUUCUGCUCCUGCUGAUAGUGGAAGUGCUCUCGGUGGGUCAACAAUCAACCCGCAGAACUCCGUCGCAUUUGAUUUGCUCGGCUCUGGUGAUACUAGUACUAGUGGUGCAAAGCAACCUUCUGUUGAUCCAUUAGCUGAUCUUUUGGGAGAUCUUGGUGAUCUUUCUAUUGGAACACCAUCAACAAAUGCUACGACAGGUGGUUCUACGAUUGCUGGCGUAGUGUCCCCGAUGUCUAGUGAGAGUCCUGCUCCUGUGUCCGAUUCUGUUGCACUAGGUGUUUCUGGUAGAAGUUCAUUCACUGCCAUUCGUAAGCCAACACCAUUUUCAGAGUCAUCUAAUUUGAAGAUCACAUUUACUGUUAAUUCAAAGCUUGGAUCCAAUGUCGAUAUCACCUUCCACUUUAGCAAUCUUUCAAUCACAAAAUCCAUAACUAAUAUGCAGUUUUCUUUGGCAGUCACUAAGCGUUUCCAGCUCUUACUACAGCCAGCAUCUGGCUCCGAAUUGAAGCCUGGAGUUACAGAUGGUCUCACUCAAGUUGCACACAUUACCCAACGUGAGAAUCAACAGUUUGACAGCUUAAAGUUGAAGUUCAAGUGCUCGUACAAAUUGGAUGGCGUGGACACGGUUGAUUCAGGAAUGGUCUCUACUUCUGUGUAG
Brettanomyces bruxellensis is the source of this 1671-nucleotide messenger RNA. RefSeq lists its product as uncharacterized. Gene Ontology annotation, biological process: Golgi to endosome transport; protein transport to vacuole involved in ubiquitin-dependent protein catabolic process via the multivesicular body sorting pathway; Golgi to vacuole transport. NCBI's taxonomy places the organism in Eukaryota, Fungi, Ascomycota, Pichiomycetes, Pichiales, Pichiaceae. The record is from RefSeq and is a predicted model, not a curated record. Gene Ontology annotation, molecular function: ubiquitin binding; phosphatidylinositol binding. The transcript has a single exon. Gene Ontology annotation, cellular component: trans-Golgi network. The coding region runs from base 1 to 1671 and encodes 556 amino acids.